Molecule: messenger RNA, 672 nt
Organism: Drosophila subpulchrella
Lineage: Eukaryota; Metazoa; Arthropoda; Insecta; Diptera; Drosophilidae
Product: S-phase kinase-associated protein 1
Exons: 1
Coding region: 47-571 (174 amino acids)
Biological process (GO): SCF-dependent proteasomal ubiquitin-dependent protein catabolic process
Cellular component (GO): nucleus; cytoplasm
Molecular function (GO): cullin family protein binding
Source: RefSeq, a predicted model, not a curated record
AGUCUUAACAAUUAAAAAGCAUAUCGACUGCAAAGCCGAGUCGAGAAUGGUGCUCCUGGAGACGAGGGAUGGCAGGGCAAUUCGAGCAAGUCUGGACCUGCUCGAGCGAUCCUUGGUAAUGGGUGAAAUGUGUCGCGUUGGCGAAGACUCCAAAAACGAGGAUUUCGUUAUCCCGCUGCACGGCAUUCACAGCAGCGUUCUGCUGAAGAUCCUCCUAUGGACCCAAUACCACAAGGGACAUGAGGAGCCCGCCUGGGUGUCCAAAAAUGAACAUCUUUCGGCCGAUAAUAUUGACAUUCAAACCUCCGACUGGGACAAGGAGUUCCUGCGCGUGGAUAUCGAACACGUUUGGGAUCUCAUGGAGGGCUCCAAUUACCUGGACAUCCCUUGGCUGUACAAGCUCUGUGCCCAAAAACUAGCUUUCUACAGUCAACGAAAUACUGUGUCCGAGGACAGCAAAUACUCGAAGAUGAUACCAUUGUGGAAAGAGUUCCAGGCACUCACCACUGAACAGCACUUAGAAGACUUAGGCUUAGAAAAAAGAAACCACCUUCGAUUCAUUUCAAAUUGAAAAUUUAUUAACCCAAUGAUUAAGAAAUCAAUUCAGGUCCACAAUUGCAAAUUACAUUUUAUCAGGACCUUAUAAGUUAUUUAAGAAAUUAAAUAAAUCGU